Messenger RNA from Penicillium mononematosum, 219 nucleotides. RefSeq lists its product as uncharacterized. NCBI's taxonomy places the organism in Eukaryota, Fungi, Ascomycota, Eurotiomycetes, Eurotiales, Aspergillaceae. The record is from RefSeq and is a predicted model, not a curated record. The coding region runs from base 1 to 219 and encodes 72 amino acids. The transcript is spliced from 2 exons.
AUGGGCGCCUACACUAACUUCGUCUUCGUCUUCACUGGACACACACGCAAUGCCAGCACGCCGAAGAACUCAAAACUCCAUCUGGUGGCCGGUGAUAUCGGCCUCCGUGGUUCCAAUGUCACGCAACAAACAAGCGAGGAAAUCCUCCUCAUUAAAGUCCCAGUCCGCAAACGGGAAUCAGUAGCGUUUGAUCGCGAGCCCGGAGUGGUACGCUCGUGA